Trichophyton rubrum CBS 118892 is the source of this 2943-nucleotide messenger RNA. RefSeq lists its product as uncharacterized. Gene Ontology annotation, molecular function: protein binding. Gene Ontology annotation, cellular component: cytoplasm; Cul4-RING E3 ubiquitin ligase complex. The record is from RefSeq and is a predicted model, not a curated record. The transcript has 4 exons. Bases 1 to 2943 code for a protein of 980 amino acids. NCBI's taxonomy places the organism in Eukaryota, Fungi, Ascomycota, Eurotiomycetes, Onygenales, Arthrodermataceae. Gene Ontology annotation, biological process: negative regulation of fatty acid biosynthetic process.
AUGCCACAUUCGAAUGAUGGGACCCUGGUAUCCUGCGCCGGUGAUUCCGAAGUCCGUGUUUUUGAUAUCGAGUAUCAAGGGAGAUCUGCAGCUACAGAGACUCCUGCUAUUCCCUCAGCUCGACAACGAAGGAUUAAUAAUUUCUUCAGUGGAAUGCGUUAUUUGACAGAGAAUAAUACGAACUCCCGGGUAUAUCGGUCACAUGCAGAUCGAGUCAAACGAAUUGUCACCGAGAAUUCUCCUCAUCAUUUCCUCACUUGCUCCGAGGAUGGGGAAGUUAGACAGUGGGAUUUACGGCAGCCGUCGUCCGCAUAUCCAUCUCCCCGUGGUGGUCAGGGCUUCAUGGCUUUUAGGCCAGGCUUGAGACAUGACGAUUCCAACGUUCCGCCGCCAUUGAUAUCUUACAAAAGGUACAAUCUCGAUUUGAACACCAUAUCCUGCUCUUCUAGUCAGCCACACUACAUCGCGCUUGGAGGUGCCCAUCUCCACUGCUUUCUACACGAUAGACGGAUGCUAGGUCGUGAUUUACAAGCGGAACGUGGUCAGCCUGGAAGCCACAAUCCCCCAAAAUCUUGGUAUGACAACGAGGUCAUGGGGAAGGCUACACGUUGCGUAAAGAGAUUUGCUCCGCGUGGCCAGAAAAAGAUGAGAAGGAGGGAUAACGGGCAUAUUACAGCUUGCAAAAUUAGCAAUGCAAACCCAAAUGAGAUGAUUGUCAGCUGGUCAGGAGAACACAUUUACAGCUUCGACUUAAUCCGCAACGACGAUGCAUUGGACCAUAAAGACGAGGACAACAGAGAAUGUUUGGAUGGCACAAGCACUGGAAGAGCUAAGAAAUGCAAAAAUAGGAAAAGAAAGCGAGGAAAAGCCAGAUCCAUCAGUUCUGCCAGCAGUGGAUCCCGUCACCAAUCCCGGCUUCGUCCUGGGAGUAACGAAUCAGAAGACUUGGCUUUUAGAGUUCGUUACCGGAAUGGCGAGCUCGAAGAUAUUCCUUUCGACUCACUUCCAGGAACAAGCCUAGCUGACACUCCACAGGAAGUUCUUGAGAGGGCACGUGAAUCUGUUCUCAACGAGGCCCAGAAGUUGAGUCUUCGAAUAGCCAAGGGGCUGGUUGAAGUUCGAAAAAUGCUUUUUUCGGUAGAUGCUUCCACUCGUGAGGCCGUCGAGGAACAUUCGAUGACUGAACCCACUCCAUAUACUUCAUCAUUUACUGCCAUCCUUGGCCUUACAGCGACAUAUUUGCCCGAAAUGGAUGACGUGAUAAGAAAUUGGGGAUACCCCUUAAACCCUACACAUGGAGAUGUUGUUUUUCAACAGGCUCUACGCAGUAACAGGGAGUCGUCUCGUCGUUUUAUUCAAGCCUCUGGUACCUUAGCCAGGGCUCUUGGUGGUAGAAUCCAAACAGCAUCAGGUGGUGAGAGCCCACAGCUUCAACUUUUCCGUCAGAUUGAACCAGCUCCUACUGAAAACGGAGUCAUUGACAAUAGCAGUCAAUUUGGGUACGACUUCUUGAAAGCAAUUGUACUCUGGCUUGAAGGAGGGAGACCAUCCCUACUAGAAGGGUUUAAAGAGAGGCCUUCUGAACGUCGCAAUGCUGCUAGAUUCCCCAUUCCACAAUCUGCAACAGACGAGGCCAUCGACACCAUUCUGAUACCAUACUUGAAGGGAUUGGCUGGGAAUAAUCCUAUUGUGAACGUUGAUACCUCGAGAUUCGAGCUUGAUGAAUCUCGUGUGAUAUUUACCUCUCAAUCUCAUGCAGUGAAUGCUUUUGCCCAGGCAAUUAGACUGCCUUUAGAAGACCUUUCUGGCACAGCAAUGUCAUCAACUGACGGGGAAGAGAUCUCAAGGGAUAAUUCUAACCUAUCUGCCCUAGACCGCCGUGCUGCUACUCGAUUCUGGGGUUUAAAGGUAGGGAGGGGUAUUUUGAUGGACGUUGGCGAGGGUGUUAACUUUGAAUAUGUCAAUCGUGCCUUCGGUGGUCUUCGAGCUACGCUUGAAGAGGAUGACGAUGACGACGACGAAAGAGAAAGACUACAGGAGGACAUCGAUCCCAACGAGGAAGAAGAGGAAAUAUCUGAACUUCGCGUUAUGAAUAGACACUCACGCCACAAUCGGCACUCACAUCGAGAACCUAUCUUCAGGAAUGAUGUCGAGGACCAUGAUAUUCAUAGCUCAUCUGAAGAGGAUGAUGAAGAAGAGAGCAACGGUUCAGAGAGUGAUAGUGAUAGCAGCGACUACGACUCAGAGAACGAAAGGUUAAGGGAACAUGAUGAUGAAGAUGAAUUUGGAAUAUCCACCCAGCUAUCUUCAACGUGCCGUAACUCGGUAGAGUCACAUGUUCCCUGCUCUUCUCAUCUCAACGUUUACCAAGGCCAUUGCAAUGUGAAGACUGUUAAAGACGUUAACUAUUUCGGUUUGGACGACGAAUAUGUUGUCAGUGGAAGCGAUGACGGAAAUGUCUUCAUAUGGGAUCGAAAGACGUCGGAUCUACUCAACAUCCUCAAUGGGGAUAGUGAUGUAGUCAAUGUGGUCCAAGGUCAUCCGUACGAACCCCUCCUCGCUGUUUCGGGAAUUGACCAGACGAUUAAGAUAUUCUCACCCGAUAAUCGAGCACAAGACGAUGCUAGCAAUGGCAUCAACAUUGCCGACCCUGAUGCACAAUCCGAUCUAACUGUUGGUGUCGAGGGUGUAUUAGACCAGACAAAUAUGAGAAGCCCCGGACUUGCAAGUAGAAAACGCUUGCGUGACAGCUACCAGAUUCUAAGCCAGAAUGAUGUUAACCGCCAAGGGGGGAUGAAUGAGGCCUUUCUUACGAGAAGCAUGCUCGCCCGUGUAGCAGCAACGCUCAGGGACAGACAUAAUGUUAGGCUUGGGUUUGCCGGCGCUCACACUGGGGGAGAAGAGCAUCACAUUGUGCUAGAUGAGAACUGUUCUGUUAUGUGA